AUGCCAGCACAGCCGGGAGCUAUCAAGCAAGCCUGGUUCAAAUGGAAGAGUCUGCGUCUUCCGUGGCGAAAGAAGUGGCUUGUUGUCAGGGACACUACGCUGAUGUCAAGAUAUCACUCGCUAUANGCACAAUGGCACCAAUGGCUGCGCCAGGUCCGUCCAGAAGCUCCUACACUUCAGGAACAACAGUAUGAGGUAUCGCGGCAAGCACAAAUGCGUCAACUAGCUGCUGCUGCAGACGAAAGAUGGGCCGCACAGGAGUCUUUCUUGGACGCACCAUCAAAGCAACAACCCGAACCAGCCAUAGGUGUCAAGGAUCCUGCAGGAUAUAUGCACGGUAACCAGACUGAGCCAACUGAGAACGAAGGCGUGAGAAGUGCGGUAGGUGAUGCGGGUGAGAUUGAUGCUUCGACUGAGGGCAGAACCAAGGACGACGGCAGAUUCAAGGGCAGAGCUAGAGACAAGGAGGCGAACCCGUGGAAGCAAGCACCAAAGGGCAACCCAGGAGAUGACUGGCAGCCACAAAGCUGGAGUCCUGGUGUCAGCCGUAGAUGA
Aureobasidium uvarum is the source of this 555-nucleotide messenger RNA. Lineage: Eukaryota; Fungi; Ascomycota; Dothideomycetes; Dothideales; Saccotheciaceae. The record is from the annotation of a GenBank genome assembly.